GUGAGAGAUGACAGAGUUUCAACCAGCACGUUAAGAGUUUAAAUAAAUAGUCUGUAUGGAGGUAAAUAUACUAGCUGUCUAAUCUCAGUGACAAAGCAACUACUAACCCACCUGUGAGGCAGGCAACUGUUUCAAUUAAAUGUCAGGACCUGAAGAAAUCACUGAAGAUGCCGCUCUUUGGAAACACGUUCAGUCCGAAGAAGACUCCUCCUCGCAAAUCUGCCUCUCUGUCCAGCCUCCACACGUUGGAUCGCUCAACAAGAGAAGUCGAGCUGGGUCUUGAGUAUGGACCUCCUGUGAUGAACCUUGGAGGUCAGAGUUGGAAAUUUGAAGAAGGACAUUGGAUAUCAGAAUCUGGUGGGAAUGCAUCUGGUAGGGAAGUGCAGCGGCUUAAGAAAAGAAAUGUACAGCUUGAAGAAGAGAACAACCUCCUGAAACUUAAGAUUGAAAUUCUGUUGGACAUGUUGACAGAGACUACCGUAGAAUACCACCUGAUAGAGAAAGAAGUGGAAGAUAUAAAGACUCAACAUCGAAGGAAGAAAUGACAAACCGGAUCCGAUGCAUUCAUCCUAGGAAAUGUUCUUCAUUCACAGUUUGAAGUUUGUUGAUGUAAAAAAAAAAAGAAGCGUUACUUUGUUUUUAAUUUUUGUUUCUUUGCUCAUAAGCACAGAGAUAUUUUUUUUCGUAUAAUGAGGACUUUUGUGCUGCCGGUCUCGGCCCUGCUUGUAUUUAAUUGGAAAAGCAGGUACCCCUUAAUCAGAUUUAGUGAGGACUUUUAUUUGUUCUGUCCUGCAUUUAAUCAAAUCUUAAACAACUGUGAACAUGUUUGUUCUAUACCCAGCAUCAUUUCUACAUCUUUUACAUCUGUAUGGCAAAUAUUGGCCGACAUUUUCUUUUUAGGAUUUUUUGUAUUUACUGUAUUUUCUAUUAAGAUUAAAAAUAAAGUCCAUUACGGGUA
Molecule: messenger RNA, 958 nt
Organism: Sebastes umbrosus (honeycomb rockfish)
Lineage: Eukaryota; Metazoa; Chordata; Actinopteri; Perciformes; Sebastidae
Gene: cby1
Product: chibby homolog 1 (Drosophila)
Exons: 5
Coding region: 168-545 (125 amino acids)
Source: RefSeq, a predicted model, not a curated record